AUGGCCGCGCGGCGCGAGGGCGAGGCCGCGCCCCGGGCCGGGCGCGCGGGCGCCGCGCUGCCGCCCGCGGGGGAGCCCCUGCAGGUGGUGCAACUCGGGGCCUCCCCAGAGGGGGAGACCCGGGUCGUCCUCGUGGACGAGAACCUGGCGAGGAUCGCCAAGAGUCUGGAAGCCGCCGGCGUCCAGGACGUCUCGAUCGUCGCCAUCAUGGGCAAGUUCCGCAUCGGCAAGAGCUUCCUGAUGAAUCUGGUGAUCCGCUACCUGAACUGGAGGGCGGCCGGCAACACGGACCAGCCGCCCCGCUGGGAUUGGACGCUCGGAUCGGGCACCUGCGCGCCGCCGCGGUGGGCGGGCUCCGAGCCCGCCGGCGGCGAGGUCGCGAGCGGCCAGCGCUCGGUGUUCGCCUCGAGGCAGGACCGCAAGACGGUGACGCUCGGCAUCUG
Prorocentrum cordatum is the source of this 443-nucleotide messenger RNA. The record is from the annotation of a GenBank genome assembly. NCBI's taxonomy places the organism in Eukaryota, Dinophyceae, Prorocentrales, Prorocentraceae.